This is a messenger RNA of Miniopterus natalensis, 2049 nucleotides long. The record is from RefSeq and is a predicted model, not a curated record. Lineage: Eukaryota; Metazoa; Chordata; Mammalia; Chiroptera; Miniopteridae.
AUGGACGUUCCGUGGCAAGGCAUCACCACUGACUGGACCUCUAUGAACUCCAGUCGCGGCCAUUAUGCGGACAUCCUGGUGAUGGUCUCCUACCUCCUGUUGGUCCUGGGCGUUGGGCUGUGGCCCCCAAGCCACUGUCCCUUUGCCAGUGCCCAGGAUGAGUACCUGCAAGCUCUACUAUCAAACAGCCGUGGGACUGUAGAAGAAUUCUUCCUGGCUGGCCGAAAUCUAGCAUGGUGGCUGAUAGGUGCUUCUCUUUUUGCCUCGGAUGUUGGCCCUACCCACUUUGUGGGCCUGGCUGGGACAGGAGCUGCUUCAGGGAUUGCUGUUGUGGCCUUCGAGUGGAAUAGUCCAUUUAUGCUCUGUCUUCUUGGUUGGAUAUUUUCUCCUAUUUACAUUAAGGCUGGGGUAGUGACAACACCAGAAUAUUUGAGGAAGAGGUUUGGUGGCUACCGGAUCCACUUCCUCCUUGCUGUUCUGUACUUGUUCCUCUGUUUCUUCCAUAAGAUCUCAGUGGAGAUCUGCACUGGUGCCAUGUUCAUGAAGAUGAUUUGGGGGUUGGAUGUUUACCUGGCCACCGCAGUCUUGCUGACAAUCACUGGCAUUUAUAUGAUCACAGGUGGUUUUAUAGCUGUGGUUUAUACUAAUGCAUUACAUGCUGUCUUUACUCUUCUGGGAUCACUCGUGCUAACGGGCUACGCCUUUAAAGAAGUGGGAGGAUACCAGGGGCUGCAGCAUAGUUAUUUAAAUGCUAAGCCAAGCAUAGUCCAGGAGGGAAACUGGACUGCCAAGCCACAGUGCUACCUCCCUCGCCCGGAUUCUUUCCAUAUCUUCCGACAUCCCGUCACUGGAGACCUCCCCUGGCCUGGAGUCAUCCUUGGCAUCCCCAUCCUCUCCUUAUACUACUGGUGCACGGAUCAGGUUUUUGUCCAGAGGUGCUUGGCAGGGAGGAGCAUGUCUCACGUGAAGGGUGGCUGUGUCUUUUGUGGGUACUUGAAGCUGCUGCCCAUGUUCAGUAUUGUGAUGCCCGGAAUGAUCAGCCGCGUCCUGUACACAGACAAAGUGGCGUGUAUCACACCUUCUGAAUGUAGAAAGCACUGUGGAACCCUAACUACUUGCAGCCUCAUCGCCUACCCACUGCUGAUAGUGGAGCUGCUGCCCAGAGGUGUACGAGGCUUGAUGCUAUCUGCAAUGUGGGCUUCUCUCAUGUCCACCCUGUCUUCUGUUUUCAACAGUGCCAGCACCCUCUUCACAAUGGACAUCUAUACCGGGAUACGGCCUAUGGCCACUGAAAGGGAACUCAUGGUAACAGGAAGGUUUUUUGUUAUAAUCUUACUUGCUGUCACCAUCACCUGGAUCCCUAUUAUUCAAACAAUACACAGUGAACGGCUGUUUGAGUACAUUCAGGCAGUUAGGAGUUACCUGGUGCCACCCAUUUCUGCCACCUUCGUGCUUGCCAUAUUUUGCAAGAGAGUCACAGAGCAGGGUGCCUUCUGGGGGCUGGCUGGUGGAUUCCUGAUUGGCUUCAUUCGAAUGGUGUCUGAGUUUGCCUACGGACGCAGUACCUGCUUAGCAAACAGCAAGUGCCCUCGGUUCAUCUGUGGCAUACACUACCUCUAUUUUUCCAUAUUCCUCUUUAUACUCACUGUCGUCAUCGUCCUGGGGAUCUCCUUAGUCACAGACCCAAUUCCGGAUAAACACCUCCACCGGCUCUGUUGGAGUUUACGAAAUAGCCAAGAGGAAAGGGUAGAUCUGGAUGCAGCAAUGCAAGGGAAGAGAAUUGCUCUACGAACACAGCCAGAAUUAUUAAGAGAGAGCCGGGCCUGCUUCUGGAAGGCUUUGGACAUAAUAUGUGGCCUGGAGCCGAUUCCAGGCUCCAGACUGAUCCCAGAAAAGGUAACCAUGGAGAAAAUGAAGGAGCAUGGUGCCACAUCUGAAGAGACAGUGCACUGUAACAAGCUGGAGUCACCAUUCUGGAGAAAAGUUAUUGAUAUCAGUGCACUCCUCUUGCUACUAGUCACUGUCCUGUGCCACAUCCUCUACCACUAG